Messenger RNA from Sitodiplosis mosellana (orange wheat blossom midge), 3124 nucleotides. RefSeq lists its product as uncharacterized. Lineage: Eukaryota; Metazoa; Arthropoda; Insecta; Diptera; Cecidomyiidae. The transcript is spliced from 5 exons. The coding region runs from base 633 to 3053 and encodes 806 amino acids. The record is from RefSeq and is a predicted model, not a curated record.
CCGACUUGCAACGAACGGACGUGCUUGUAUUUAUCGCACUGGAAUAAUUUGAUCAAAGUAUCAUACCAAAAUGAGAGGAAGAAAAAGAGGUCCCACUGUUCCUCAGUCACCAUCUCCAAGCAAACAAACUGGUCAAACAUCACUCAAUCAGUUCUUCCAACGAACAACUCCAGUUGGCAUUUCUCCAGCUAGAAAGUGCGACGAUGUGAAGACUGGACCGACUUUUGUAGCCAUAAAAUUAAAGUUGAUCCAAAAUUGUUUUCCAAUGAAACAGCCUCGAACAAAAAUGAGAAGAAAUUUGUGAAGCAAAACAACUAUUUUCCACCGUCGAUGGUCUCAAAACACAUAAGGUGACGAUUGGAUUGAGAUCUGAAUAGAUGUUUGAAUACUGCUCAUCAAAAAAAAAAUCCAAUAAAAGUUAGAAUUUAGUCUGAUUUUAUAUUCAUGUUUCUUGUUUUCAACAAAUAUAUUGUUUGUUAUUGUAUGAGUACAGCUGAACAUACCCCAAAUAUACGAUAAAAAUGUGUUUGACAGAUCAGGUCCACAUGUGGUUUUGACAGUUAUUUGUUUGCUUACACAGUAAGACUGGAGGAUUUUUUUUGUUGAUAAUUUCAACAGAAAAGCCGAUAAAAAUGAGCAAAGCCUGGAUAGAAAGAAAUCUCCCACAGCCACCGAUGCGUUCAACGAUGCAGAAAUUGAAAAGUGAUAUCGAUUUCGAUGCGCUCCUCAACAAUUUCGGUCAUUGUGAAAGCAUUCACGAUCUACGUCCAAAAUUGGAACAAGCUGCAGCGAUGGCGUCUCGUUUGAUUGCCCGACGUGCCCAUUCGUUUCGAGUACAACCGAGCUUCAUGUAUUUUCGCAAGAUGAACAUCGCUUUGUGCCGACUGAAGGAGUUGAACAUCUAUCAAAACAUCAAAGACUAUCAAAAUGCCAUUGGCGUUGCAAAAAUGGCUCGAAAACUUGACGACAAAUACUAUUUACCCGAUCGAGAGAACUUUUUCUACUUUCUGACAAAGUUGCAGUCGUUCGCUAAACUACUGCUUCGAACUGUAAUGUGUGCCCGUGAAUCACAUCGACUUUUCCUGGAGCUUUUGCAUCGAGCUGCCUUCAUUGAAACGAUAUCACUGUUCUCAGCUGUUUUAGCUGAAGUCUGGACCAUUUGUAUUGAUAUGUGUCGAUGCGUGGUUCAAUUUUACAACGGAUUCUAUCCAUUUUACGCGAAAAACUAUGACAAAUCAAAGUCACUACCAAAACGGCUAAACAAAUGGCUCGGCGAAGAAUACAUUGAAUACAUUGACAUUUCCGUUGACCAGAGCCAACUGGAUUUGAAUGAGGAAUUCUUUUUGUUCGAUGGAAGUGACACGGUAAAAAAUGAAGGAAAAGUUAUCGAUCAAAAGUUCGAGCCAAAGCUGCUAGUGAAUCAACCGGUUCAAAAAAAUGUCAAAGGUGAUGAAUCAGUUGGUAAAAAGACGAAGAUGCCCAAGACCUUAGAUCUUCUUGGAAAACAGCAGAAUUUCGCGAGCACCUCAAAACCCGUUCAAGUUAAAGGAAAACCCAUGAUAUCGAUGAAACCACUGCCUUUAUACAACAAGAAUUUCGAUUUGGGCGAGAAAAUCAGUCGAACACCAACGAUGAGUCGAAAAGAAGUAGCCAAGGUCAUUAAACACAUCGAUGUUGAUCAAUUGAAAACGAUCAAAGAGAUUCGUGAAUUUUUAACCGUCGAAGAUGAGCUGAGACAGAAUGACCAGGAACAAAAUACAAAGGGAGUCACGAAUGAAGAAUGGGAAAAGUUCAAGACAUCCACAACUAGCCUAUUGAUACUGAGCCAUCAUGGAUUGGUGCUGAAAAAGUUUCGAAAUCAAUGGAAAAAUUUAAAAAUGCGACGUCGAUAUUGUUCCGAAGGAACAAGAAAAUACAUUUGCCCACGAUGUAACAUUGCUUAUUGUUCGGUGGCAUGCUACCAAUCGCCGAGUCACUUGAAAUGUUCCGAGGAAUUCUACAAAGAUUGUGUGGUCGAAGAAAUGACACUACAAAGCAAAAUGAAGAAUACGUCCGGUCCAAGUGAUGAUGUGAAAAAAAUGUACGACAUUCUAAAGAGAGUCGAAAGCGGUGAUCAGCCCAUCGAUUCUGAUUUUGAGCUGUCCGACGAAGAAUUGGAUUCAGACGAUGAUGAAGAUGAGCCGGAUGAUGAUAAUGACUUAUCGAAACGCUUGGAGGGUAUUGAUUUGAAUGAUGCCGAUGCAAUUUGGUCAAAGCUAACGGAAAGUGAGCGUCAGGAGUUCAACAAAAUAAUUCAAAGUGAAGAUGUUACAUCGAUUUUGCCCAAAUACAGCGCUUGGUGGGAAAUUAAAACCAAACGAAAAUUAGUCAGUGAAAUGAAUGGCGAUGAAACCGAUGACCCAGCCGAACCAAUUGUUGAACAUCCAAAGAUAAUCGAAUCGAUUGUAGAUUUUGCACGAAUUUCCACAAAAACUCCAGCUUCGUGUGUAGUUAACAAUUUGAUCAAUGUACUAACGGGAUAUGCAUCGAUGGUGCGAUUCUUUUACGGUGAAUACGAGGCAAGCAAAUAUGAAGCAGUUAAGUAUUUGAUAUCAGUAUGUGCCAAUCUGCGAAUGAAUGCCAAUUUUGAUGAUGCAGACGUUGCCAUUGAAUCGAUCCGGCAAGAUGCAAACAAUGAAGGCUACGCAGUCGAUGAGCAGGAUAUGAGGCAAAUGAAAAAAGAUAUUGAUAAUCUCAUGGCAGGACCAAUUCAGGAUAAACCAACCAACACAUUCAUUUUGGCUGCCUUAUCAGAUUUACAUCGACUUUUAUCAGCAGUUAAAACAGAGAUAAAGAACUCACAUUCGAAACCAUCGGUUUCAGUGAAUGCAGCCAGCAGUGGUGGUGAUGAAGGCGCGUCGUCAACCAAUGAACCGACCAAUGAUUCCGAAAAAUUUACCAAACGAUUCAAUGACCAGAAAGCGAAUGCUUGCUCGGAUUUGGAAAAGGGAAAACUAACUGCGAUGAUUAAGAAAAUUGAAUACUAUUUGGCUUAUGCUAAGAAAUACCAUUAAUCGAAUCAAUGGAUGCAAAUAUUAAUAAAAUAAAUACAAUCAAUGCCAUUCCUGAUUGCUAGGAACAUAAA